Messenger RNA from Hyposmocoma kahamanoa, 576 nucleotides. RefSeq lists its product as uncharacterized. Lineage: Eukaryota; Metazoa; Arthropoda; Insecta; Lepidoptera; Cosmopterigidae. The record is from RefSeq and is a predicted model, not a curated record. The transcript has 4 exons. The annotation marks the transcript as partial.
AAGAAAAACAACCAUCGGGACAAGAGGCAAGUCAAUGGCUUACCCCUGAUUUAUCCUUACGGAGGAACUUAUAAGCUUCUCAUUGGUUUUACAAUGCCAGUGAAAACAACGGACUUCGUCAACCUUUAUUUCACGGCCAACUUCCAGUACCAAUAUCUGCAGUUCACCAACGUCUCUGCUCUUUCUCGGUAUUACUUCAUUAAGGAAGUGUCGAGGGAACAACGGGAGGUGGUUAUGAAGAAUCAAAGAGAUGAGAGAAUUGUAUUUUAUGAGUCUCUUGCUGAUUGGCUGAAUAGACAAGGAGUGACCGGCAAGCAAUGUGUGCUUCGUGCGAUCUGUGAGGCUGCGCAGUAUCCCGUCGAAAAGGAAGGAUUGAUCGGUGAACUUAUACACAUUUUACUUACCCCAGACUAUGGUCACUUAGAAGAUGAAGAUGAGGACUGGAAAGAAACGAUGGCUGUAUACAUCGACGCUGCAACGGCUGGGAGACAGAUGUUCAGUUGUUUGUCUAUCUACAGUGAAUGUCCAGAAGGACAAGGGCUUAUGGAGCUCGUUACUAAGCUCGGAGAUCAAUAA